AGGGAAUAGAUACCACCUUAAAACACUGAAGAAGAUCCAUUUUGUUAAGGAGCAAUCAACCUGAAAAAUGGGGUGGGAAUUAAGAGAACCAUUGAGAGUCCCUCACAUCAAGUUCGAGCUGUAUUGCAAAGGAAGACAUAUUUUCUGAAGGCAUUUAAGUUGAAUAUUUUCCAAAGGGGCAACAGAGCCCCUAGAGCAGGAGGUUGUGUGAUGCUGUCAGUGUUUCCCACAGUUGUCUCUCCCAGAAUGUCCAACGUGUGAUGACUCUGUCCUGUAUAAAUUCUCCAUGUGACUGUUCUUGGAUGCACCUGUCUGAACAGAGUCCUGCUCACCACAAUGAUCUUGGACCCUACCUCAGUGAUUUAUGGAAUUAAAUGUAACUUCAAAGCUGCAAUUUGUGUGUCACAUCAAAAAGGAGGAAGCUGAGAUGGAGAAGGGGGAGAAGCUGCCACCUUGUUUGAACCCUAAACCUGGGGGAGCUGAGAUGAGAACUCAGAAAACUCUCCUGGGAAGCCUCCUGGUCCUGGCCACCUUCAUGUCUUCAUGCAGUGCUCAUUGUUAUUUGAUGCCCACAGAAAGUAGUGAAAGUUACCCACCUGUAUGCAAAGAUGUUGAUGGAACAAUAUACCCAGUGAACUCAACUUGGAAGACACAAUACUGUGAGGACUGUUCUUGCAGUGACAGUGGAAUUGAAUGCUGCAACAUAGCUUCUGUACCUAUCGAUUAUGAUGAAAAAAAGUGUCAUGCCAUCUUCCAUCCUGAGAACUGCACCUACCAUGUUGUGGAUCGUAAGGACCCAGGAAAAGCCUGUGCUGUUACGACCUGGAUGCUGUGAUGCCCUUCCAGUGGGUCCAGGGCACCAAGAGCAGGACUGUCACUCCUGUGGACUCUAAUAGUCUCUGAUUGUGUAGCCCUACAUAGCAGUAAAUCAUU
Molecule: messenger RNA, 933 nt
Organism: Chinchilla lanigera (long-tailed chinchilla)
Lineage: Eukaryota; Metazoa; Chordata; Mammalia; Rodentia; Chinchillidae
Product: beta-microseminoprotein-like
Exons: 7
Coding region: 365-835 (156 amino acids)
Source: RefSeq, a predicted model, not a curated record